This is a messenger RNA of Knipowitschia caucasica, 981 nucleotides long. The record is from the annotation of a GenBank genome assembly. NCBI's taxonomy places the organism in Eukaryota, Metazoa, Chordata, Actinopteri, Gobiiformes, Gobiidae.
AUGUCUUGCUCCGUCGCGCUCCCGGAGACCCUGCACGCGCCUCUCUUGUGCGUGGGCGCGUGCACCGUGGGGGGUCUGGUUCUGUGGCUGCUGUGGAGGCUCCUGUCCGGGUUCAGGAUCUGGGUCCUGGGCAACGGCCGUCUCCUGAGCCCGGAGCUGGGCCGCUGGGCAGUUGUGACCGGAGCCACAGAUGGAAUCGGGAAAUCGUACGCAGAGGAGUUGGCUCGUCGCGGUUUCGCCCUGAUGCUCAUCAGUCGCUCUCAGGACAAACUUGACGAUGUGGCAAAGUCAAUUGAGGAGCAGUACAACGUGGAGACCCGCACCAUCGCUGUGGACUUUGGGAAAUCUGACAUUUAUCCCAAAAUAGAAGCUGGACUGACUGGUCUUGAGAUCGGAGUCCUGGUGAAUAAUGUGGGCGUGUCCUACCCGUACCCAGAAUACUACCUCCACGUCCCAGACCUUGACAAUUUCAUCACAAACAUGAUCAACGUGAACAUAACGUCAGUCUGUCAGAUGACUCGCCUGGUGUUGCCCCGGAUGGUCAACAGGUCUAAAGGUGUGAUCCUCAACAUCUCUUCAGCCAGCGGGAUGUACCCGGUGCCUCUUCUCACAGUCUACUCCUCCACCAAGGCAUUUGUGGACUUCUUCUCUCGUGGACUGCAUGAGGAGUACAGACGGCAGGGAAUCAUCGUGCAGAGUGUGCUGCCGUUCUUUGUGGUCACUAAGAUGACCCGCAUAAAGAAGCCCACUUUGGACAAACCCACUCCUGAGAGAUACGUGCAGGCGGAGCUCACCACAGUGGGAUUGCAGGACCAGACCAACGGCUACUUCCCCCACGCCGUCAUGGGCUGGUUCACGACCAAACUCGUGCCCAGUUUCUUGGUGAUGUUCUUUGCCGCCAGAAUGAACCGUCUGCAGAGGACUGGUUAUCUGCAAAGACGCAAGCAGAGGGAGCUGAAAAACGGACUGAAAACUGACUAA